Aethalodelphis obliquidens (Pacific white-sided dolphin) is the source of this 1172-nucleotide messenger RNA. It is a transcript of the gene LIPT2, whose product is annotated as lipoyl(octanoyl) transferase 2. Gene Ontology annotation, biological process: protein lipoylation. Gene Ontology annotation, molecular function: lipoyl(octanoyl) transferase activity. The transcript has 2 exons. The coding region runs from base 22 to 699 and encodes 225 amino acids. Lineage: Eukaryota; Metazoa; Chordata; Mammalia; Artiodactyla; Delphinidae. The record is from RefSeq and is a predicted model, not a curated record.
GCAGACGUCGCGGCCCGCGCAAUGCGGCAACCGGCGGUACGGCUGCUGCGGCUGAGUCAGGUGCCGUAUGCCGAGCUGCUGGCGCUGCAGGAGCGCUGGCUGCGGCGGCUGCAGGCCGAGCCAGGGACCGAGGCGGGCGCGCUCCUGCUCUGCGAGCCCGCGGGGCCCGUGUACACCGCCGGACUGCGCGGCGGCCUGACGUCCGAGGAGGCGACGCGGCUGCGGGCCUUGGGUGCCGAUGUGCGCGCCAUUGGCCGCGGCGGCCUAGCCACCUUCCACGGCCCGGGCCAGCUGCUCUGCCACCCCGUACUCGACCUGCGACCCCUUGGCCUGCGCCUGCGCGCCCACGUGGCGGCGCUGGAGGCGUGCGCCGUGCGCCUGUGCGAGCUCCAGGGCCUACCAGGUGCCCGCGCGCGGCCCCCACCCUACACCGGCGUCUGGCUGGGCGAGCGCAAGAUCUGCGCAAUCGGAGUCCGCUGUGGAAGGCACAUUACAUCUCACGGCCUGGCGCUGAACUGUUCUACGGACCUCACGUGGUUUGAGCACAUUGUGCCCUGUGGGCUGGUUGGGACAGGUGUCACUUCCCUGAGUAAGGAGCUCCAGAGGCAUGUCACUGUGGAUGAAGUAAUACCACAUUUCCUUGAGGCCUUUAAAGAGACCUACAAGUGCACAUUGAUCUCAGAGGACAGCCCCAGCUGAAGGGCAUUUAUAUUAUCACAGCCUGGAGGUCCUGCCUUGGAAAGCACCACACCUGACUUGGAGUCACUGAAACCCAGAUUCUAGAUCCAGCCCUGUCAUUCACACACCAUGAGACUAUGGGCAAAUCAUGAGCUCUGAGCCAUUGGUUCCAUAUGUAUCCUGGUUUAUUUAUAUCUUCCCCACCUACCUCAGAUAUAGAUGUGAAAAUAUUAUGAAAAGCAUGCUGUAUAAAUUUAAGGCAUUAGCACUACCAUUGACACCAUUUUCUCAGCUUAGAAAAACUCAGAUAUCAUAGAGUGUCAUUUCUCAAAUAUUUAUUAUUUCCUCAAUACUGUAUUCAACUGGGGAAGCCUGGGCUCCAGUUCCUUUGAUUUUUGUAAGAAACAUUUCUCUGGAUCAUCCAGGUGAAGGUGAUGUGAUGUGGUGCUUUUUCAUUCUUAGGUGAGCUGAGUGCUUUCUGCAAUAAAAGGGAA